Bursaphelenchus xylophilus (pine wood nematode) is the source of this 888-nucleotide messenger RNA. Lineage: Eukaryota; Metazoa; Nematoda; Chromadorea; Rhabditida; Aphelenchoididae. The record is from the annotation of a GenBank genome assembly.
AUGAAGUGGCUUCUUUUAUUGUGUCUUGUGCAAUUUAUACUUGCCGAAGACUCCGUCAAAGAGAUCAAUGCCAAAUGCAGAGGGUUGCUAAGCUGCUCGAUAAAGAAAAAUUGUGUCCAAAUGAAUUAUCUGAUCAAACAAUUUGAUCAGAGAGAAGUGAACGCCGAGAUGUACGAUGCGUUGGACAAAGUAGGCCUCUUCGCAGCUUCGACUUAUUAGUUUGUGGUGGCUGAUAAGUAUUAAAACCACUUUUUUAGGCGAUAGAUUACGGCUGUAUAUUCACAUCCGGCUGUCUGGAAGAGUGCAAUCGCUGUCCCCUUUGCCAGAAUUCCAAACAGCAACUUGUUGACGUCCUCAGCGGGUCGAGGAGGGAAGAAGGAGGUUUGUUCCUACUCUCUUAUUCUCGUUACGACUUAACCAAUAAAACAAUACUCGACCCUCGUUUCUAGGAGAAUGUUCCACCUUGGUCAAUUGCGCCUCCGAUUGUGUGGCGGACUCAGGCACUGACAUCAGCAAGAUCAAUUAUUGUCUGAAAAAGAAGUGCGCCUUCCAUUGUUUCGAUGGGAGUUGCCAGAAAUGCUCGGCGUUUGUCACAAGAAUAUUCAAUCAAGUCUGCGUUUCUGGAGAGUUGAGGUCCAAAGUCAAAGAAUUUGAGGUAAGGUCAGCAGAUGAUGAUAGGGAUGUUGAUAUCGGUUGCGAGGCUUUGUUUUGGUGGGGCUCGGCACAAUUUAGCACAACUUUAGACCUUCAUAAUCGCAAAACUCUUUCCAGGGGCACUGUUACGAGAUGUUCCGUGAGAUUGUCUACCAAAAAUUCACCAAAGAAUUCGAAGAAGCCGGCCUCGAACCCUCGAUAGGAAACCGUGGAAAUCAAACCCGUGAGAAUUAG